AUGAAAUCCCAAAAUCUCUUCUCGCUUACUGCGAGCAUUUUUGGACUUGCUGCGACCAUCUCCGCCAGCCCGUUGAUGAAGCGCGAUGAUUCUUGCCCAUCCGGAUAUACCUUGAGCGUGUACUAUGAGACUGUGCUUAUCACUGCUACCGCGACGUCUACCCCAGCACCUGAGAUCCCUACCAGUGCCAGCAUCACCAGCACUUAUAUUGAAACACCCACUUCCACAUACAAUGAUGUGGUGUCGACUUCAUCCAUCCAGACUUCUUCUGUGGUGUCUGUCCCCGAGACUACUAGCCUUGAAAGCGCAUUCCGUGUUGCUGCUGUUGCUACAUCAACCUCGGAUGCUCCUCAGAGCUUGAGUACUAUCACCACCGUGGCAGCUGUGGAAGAUAUUGCAACCUCAACAUCCUCUACAGUUCCUGCUACUACUGUGUUGUCCUCCUCGUCCUCAUCCUCCUCCUCCUCAUCUUCGUCUUCGUCUACUUCCUCUUCUACUUCAUCGACCUCGACUUCGACUUCGACUGCACCUUCAUCUUCGACUGUGUCUUCGUCUUCAGCCAGCGAGACUGCUGGAACCGCCACCUACUACGGCGGUAACCUCUCGGGUGGAACUUGCUCCUUUUCUGACUACACAUUGCCCAGUAGUCUCUUUGGUACGGCACUGUCAAUUGACCAAUGGGACAAUGCUGCCAACUGCGGUGCAUGUGUUGCCGUCAAGGGCCCCAACGGCGAGACCAUCAAAGCAAUGAUUGUCGACGAAUGCCCAAGCUGCGAAGCAAACCACUUUGACCUUUUCGAGGAUGCAUUUGGCGAAAUCGCGGAUAUCUCGGCCGGUAUCAUCGAUAUUGAUUGGGAGUUUACUUCCUGCGACCUGGACGGUGCCCUGAAGCUGCGCAAUAAAUCUGGUUCUUCCGAAUACUGGUUCUCUAUGCAAGUCGUCAAUGCCAAUGAGCCCGUUACUGCACUCGAGGUUAGUACCGAUGGAGGUAGUACUUGGACUAGUACUACCCGCCAAUCCUACAACUACUUCGAGUAUGCUUCGGGCUUUGAUACGGAUACCGUCGAUGUGCGUGUGACAGGUAAAAGCGGAAACACGGUGAUAGUGGAGGACGUCUCGUGUUCGACGACUUCGGAGAUCACUGCCGACUCAAACCUAUAA
Messenger RNA from Penicillium verhagenii, 1161 nucleotides. RefSeq names its product putative extracellular cellulase CelA/allergen Asp F7-like. Bases 1 to 1161 code for a protein of 386 amino acids. Lineage: Eukaryota; Fungi; Ascomycota; Eurotiomycetes; Eurotiales; Aspergillaceae. The transcript is spliced from 2 exons. The record is from RefSeq and is a predicted model, not a curated record.